UUAAUUUUUCUGAGAAAAACAUUAAAAAUUAUCUUAUUCCUAUAUUAUUUAAUAUCGGUUCAGUCUGAAUAAUGUCAAAACAACGAAAAGUAGUUGUCGCAUUAGAUCCUUCUUCUGAAGAGGCUUCAUAUACUAUAGAUUGGAUAGUUGAUAAUUUCCUUAUACCUAAACGAGACGAAGUGCAUUUAAUUUCAGCGUUAUGUCUAAAUUCUGACUUCGACGUAACUGAAUUAGGAAUGAACGUAAAUUAUGCAGCUGAAUAUGCCGCAAAUUUGGAAAAAGAAGUAGAACAAAAGACUAAUGAUGCAAUGCAACCUUUCGCUAAAAAGUUAGAAACAGCAAAUAUUAAAUGUGAGGUCGAAUUAAUAAAAUCGAAUGCUGAUUCUCGAAAUAUAGUCGUAGAUUAUACUGAAAAAGAGAAGGCUGACGUUCUUAUAAUGGGAAGUAGAGACUUGUCAGUAUGGAAAAGGUUAUUUUUAGGAAGUUUUUCCGAUUUCUGUCAACACAACGCACAUUGUCCAGUAUUAAUUGUGAAGGGACCUCGGAAAUCAUCUUUGUAAUUUAACUAACUAAAUAAAUGUAAAUCAGGACUGCGUUCAAGUUAUUAUUCCAAAUCACAAGAUUGACAUUUAAACAAUGAAUUCUUUUGUAUCUUAUCUUUAUCAAUAAAAUUAAAAUUAUAAGGUACAGUGGUACACAACACAACAAAUGCGUAAAAUGCAUAAAGUCGAUCCUGAC
This is a messenger RNA of Rhizophagus irregularis DAOM 181602=DAOM 197198, 738 nucleotides long. RefSeq lists its product as uncharacterized. The record is from RefSeq and is a predicted model, not a curated record. Lineage: Eukaryota; Fungi; Glomeromycota; Glomeromycetes; Glomerales; Glomeraceae.